Paramacrobiotus metropolitanus is the source of this 3326-nucleotide messenger RNA. RefSeq lists its product as uncharacterized. Lineage: Eukaryota; Metazoa; Tardigrada; Eutardigrada; Parachela; Macrobiotidae. The record is from RefSeq and is a predicted model, not a curated record. The coding region runs from base 1122 to 2933 and encodes 603 amino acids. Gene Ontology annotation, molecular function: protein binding. The transcript has 5 exons.
UUCAGAUAUCCUAAAAACUGCGUUGUUAAAUUGCUAAUUUAUCAGUACUUCAGAGUUCAGACUUCAGUGGCCUUCAAAACCUUGAUGCUUUCAGAAAUUAAUGCCAUACAUUAGUAAGUUCUGAUAAGUACUUGUACUGUCGUACACUCGUACAUUAAACUAGCGGUGGUUGUUAACCACAUUAUUGCACGAGCGCGAGCGCCAAUACCACUGAGUAGUGUACUGGGUUUAUGGAACUGAAAAGUUAGUCGUGACGCUCUUCGUGGCGUCAGACAGAUUUAUGCUCUUGACGAUCAGUUAAUUGCAGCACCAAAUAAUAUUGCAAAAUAUUAAAUUUUGCAAAAGAUUGCAAAAUUAUUACUAAUACAUAACUCGUUAUGGAUACAACGUGUCGUACAGGUACUUUUAGCUACUGCUCAGUGCUCACUGCUGUGACUGCCCAGUUCAGAUUAAUUUAACCGCCAACCGUGGUUAGUUGCACUAACCAGCAUCUGUGUAUUUGUCAGGCUGACUCAAGCAUAUACCGGUACUUGUAUAAUUACUUAUAAGAACAAAUGAACAAUAUAUAAUUAUUUUGCAUACCAGUAUCUGACGCAUAUUAAGUAUGUGUAAAUUAUAAAUUUUAUGAUUUAAAAGAGUACAAAAUGUUUGCCCACAAUUAAACAAAAAAGACAACCCUGCGGAUUGAAAAAGACAAUCUCAUGGCGCUAAUGGAUUGUACAGGUAAGUUAUCUGACACUGCCAUCUAACACGGUUGGCGGUUACGCAUACUGGACAGUUCUGACUGGACCCCUUCAUCACUAUUCACUAGUGCUGGAACAUCGCGAUACUGGAGCCCCGGCUGCUGGGAAACCGGAUGGUGCUCUCUGUGAUCGGCUGUGCGGUGACCGUGGGUCAUCCUGAAGCCGGUCGACCGGGGGUCGGCGGUGUCGCAUACUGGUUAGGGCAACCAUCCACGGUUGACAUCCAGAUCAACCUCUAGCGACGAAAGUCAGGAAACGCGGCAUGUAUAAUGGGAACAGCACCACCGGCGACGAAUUUAGGCGAAAUCUUUGGUGUUAUUCGCGCGCCUGGGUUUGUAGACGUUGCUGUGAUGAGUCCCUCUGGAUGAGCUGGAAGCCAUGUCGUGGUGUCAGACGAUACUGGCAGACACUAAUCAAGUGAGCUGCCGUAACACGGUCGCCGUUCGCAAUCCUGACGACAUUUGGUGGUUGGGUUACAUUCAGGAUAUCAACGGCGACCACGCCUUCAUCCAUUUUAACUCCACAGUAGUCCAUGCUCGCUGGAUUCACAUGAAAGACAUCUGGCCUCUGCCAUCGUAUUUCGACUCUGAUAUUUACAGAAGGGAAGGUUAUGAAAACACUAAAAUAUUUGCGGCACUGCGGGAUGAAUAUAACGGUCCGUUUCGUAUGCGGCCAGCCAUUAUACUACACAGACUUCCGGGAUGUAGCCCGUGUUGUUGGAUGUUUUACAUCAGAACCGACGGUUCUGGCAACGACGUCCCCGCACAAAAAAAAUACGUUGACCUUGUCCACGAAAGUCAAGUGGCCAGUGAGAUGCCACCAAGCGGUCCCUCGUUACUGGACCGUCGCAGCGGUUUCCUGUAUACCAAGCACUUCAUCCCUUUCCAUCACGCGAAAGAGGUUUUUAGAGAGCCUUCCGAUAAAUUUCGCAUCGUCCUGCAUAUGUCUGACGAUCUUGGGCCCAAAAUGAAUGUAAAACAUGAAUAUCUGACGAGCUGCUGCCGAUUCCAUCUGCGCACCGAACCCGAGGGUUGUAUAUUUGUCAUCGGAAGUCUAGGAACUGACGCGGAACUGAUGCGCGGAAUGGCUACAACCUUGACGAAAAUUCUGGAAACCCAUCUUGCCAGCCGAGCCGAUCUACCAUCUAUUAAUAAUCGAAUAUUUUCCGAAAGUGAACGUACCCUUGGCGAAGCUGAUAUCGAAGUUAAUGGAUUGCUGCGUCCGUCCGUGCCUGCUGUCUGUGUCCGUGAUUUGACACCUUCGCUAAUGAGCGACAUCUUGUCACAUUUGGACUUGCAUUCACAGAUGAGAGCUAAACGGGUGUGCGUCUUGUGGCAGUUGCUACUGAAAAGCUCCAGCAUGAUGGAACACGUUAGUAUCUCUUUCGAAAGCUGUUGGCGCCUCAAAGUGGACACUGACAACUGCUUCAAAGCAGCCUCUCUGCUCAGCCGCUCAUUAAGCUCAGCGACAAUCUGUCUCACAGUGUUGAAUGUCUUCCCGCCAGAGCGCGGUUUUUUUUUGGGUUCGAUGUUAGAUGCCUUGGAAAUUGAGCUACCGUUUCUCAUGUUCAAAAACUUCAUUAACGUCAAACCACGAGGAGCGUUCCAAGAAAAAAAAUCACGUUUAAAGCAUGGGAUGGCGGAACAUUUAACUCCGUACAAGCACUACUGCAAGUUCCUCUUACUGCAGAACUGGAAAGUUUCUGACCUUUUUGGACAACAAAUGUAUGCCGUCUUUAGCAAGCAGGUGGUUUGCCAUCACCAUGAGCCAUUCCCCGGCGUGACUUCCCUUCCCCUGCCAGCGCACGAGCAGGAGUGGAUGGUGCGUCUCACAAGCCAGCCGCUCGAACUGGCCAUUGACAAACUGCAGAUCACUAUUCCCAAGCUCCUUCUGCGCUGCAGCGAUGGCAAGAUGCACAUGGCCAGUCGUCUGAUGUGCGCCUUGAACGACAACUUCCCUCCGGUCACGGAGGACAUGUUGGCAAAGGUCAUGGCUGUCCAUGUGCGUUGGCAGCGCACCCUCACCUACCCCGAGGACUGGCAGCGCAUUCGCAACUACCUUCUUAUGUUCAGCGGCUUUCACCCCGACGGAAGACCAAAAGUGUGGGACGAUGUCGAUCUGAGGGUUGUUGAUGUACGCACAUGGAGUAAAAUGGCCAUAUACGGGAUACACGAGGUGUUCCGCUUGUGAGACCAUGUAAAUGCUGCCACACUGAUCUCGUUGGGGAAUUAUUUCGAUUAUGAGUGUCAGGAUAACACUAGCAUGGAGAGACGCCGGAUAACCAGAGAAGAAAAGCAUCGGCCAUUCCGCUGUCAACUGUCAUACAUAUCUUUAAUCAAUUUUAAAUUAGAGCUGCUUUCACAAUUUCUGUCCUCGAAAUUCAACAUCGAUAAAUGGAGUUAUAGUUUUUUCUUCCUUUUGGAUGUCCAAUGAGAUGUCCUUUGUGUGGCUGUUCACCGUUCAGCGCAUUUCUUGCCUAAAUCUUCUCGUUUUUGUUUUUUGCAUGAUUUAGAAGGAAGUUCGUUUCCUUCUGUUCUGUUUGCGUUGUUUGUUCAGUUCGGUGAUUAAGCAAUUGGGAGGUUC